Molecule: messenger RNA, 836 nt
Organism: Mixia osmundae IAM 14324
Lineage: Eukaryota; Fungi; Basidiomycota; Mixiomycetes; Mixiales; Mixiaceae
Exons: 1
Coding region: 152-604 (150 amino acids)
Source: RefSeq, a predicted model, not a curated record
GAUGACGUGAAGUUGAGACGGACGAGGGCGGUCAAGCGCAUCGAGAGUAUUCAGAGGAUAUGUUGCUUGUCUGGUCUGGGCUUUGUUGGUGUAGGUAGAUGUCUGGGAGAAUGCGGAGAGGUGGUGAUGUUGUCGCGACCCUCCAUGUCAUAUGCUCAGACGGAGAACAGAGUGCGACCGCACAUUGGCAAGACAAGGUUGUCGAGAGCAGAGCGGCUUCCGUGUCAGAUCCUCGGACGGGGAGCCGGGUACGCAUGAUCAUAGACGGGUAUUGUCCAUUGUGGAGAGAAGACGUGAGCCAAUGCGGGAUCUGGCUGCCUCGAUGUCAGAGGUGGGGAAAUCUGCCUGGUGGCUGCUGCUGCUGCUGCGCGCGUCUCACGAAAAUCAGUUAGUUGAUCAAUCGAUCACACGGGCCGCACGCACGCAGACCUCAACCGCUUCAGACUUCACUGAGACCCUCUUCUCUGUUCAGCGAAGACGGGCUGCCUGCGCAGAUCACGCUUGCAUUGGAUCGACCCGGUUGCAUUGUAUGACCUAUCCCAGCUGGCUUGCUCAUACAGGGAUGCAAAUCGAGCCCACUUGGCGCCAGAAGCAAAGCUUGUAGCGGGUCAGCAGGGUCUGCAUACUCGCUUCGAGCAACACACAUUGUCUUCGCAAUCCUGUGCGUUGUGAUAUGUGCUACAAUCACCGUCCGAAGGAUCUUCCUGCGCCAGGCUUCGUCAGCUCGGAGCGCACGGCAACGGGAGAAAGACCAACAAAUUGACCCGCCUUUACAGCAGUAGCCAUGACGAGGACAGCGGCGAAAGCGAGGAUGUACUUGGAUGCGAUCAUCGUAU